Klebsormidium nitens is the source of this 4206-nucleotide messenger RNA. The record is from the annotation of a GenBank genome assembly. Lineage: Eukaryota; Viridiplantae; Streptophyta; Klebsormidiophyceae; Klebsormidiales; Klebsormidiaceae.
CAAAGCUCAUUCACAGCAAAGGGGGAUCGAGCCCUCCAGGUGGGCCUCCAGGGCCUGGCCGGCCUGCGCACAUUAGAAUUUAGAAUCUUCUUUAGGCAGUGCCUAAUAGCGUGCUCAAUGCUUUCCUCCCUGUAGCUGGCUUUUCCAUGCCGGUGGUGGUCAUUGAUGCAGCGAAUCAAACCGUCACCGAGGGGUGUGUCUUGUGUGAGCUCUUGGAGCGAGACGUGAAAAAUGACAAGACUUGCUCGCUUUGAGUCAAUCACAGAAAGCCCUCCUGAUGUCCGCAGGCCUAAGCAAGGAGGCUCCGCCGAAAGCGCUUCAAUGGUGGCGUUGUGAUUUAGUCCUCCAAUUGUCGCGGUCCUCAGCAAAGCUCCACCUCCCGCUAUGCGACCCAACGGUGGUGCGCGCCGGGCAGGGCCCGUUCGCACCCCCUUCCAGCUGGUCUCUCUGGGGGACCUUUCCAAGCAGGGGCUUGCCCCCCGCGUUGAAAGUCUUGCGGUCAGCGUUGAUUCCAAAGAGCUCGUCGCCAGCAUAUACAUAGGCACUUCAGAUGGGCAGGUGCUUUUGUUCUCCCUGGCCCUCCAGGGGGGUGGCUCCAGCAGGGCCGGCAGCCCCACCCCGAGCACCGCCCCCUCGCUGUCAAACCCCUCCACUCCCCAGUCGCUCUCCAGCGUCACGUCUGUUGAGGAACCUCCUUCCCCCGCUUUCCUUGUCGCCUCGCACAAACUGGGCAAAACCCCAGUGGACUCAUUGUGCGAGCUGCCGGCGGCCAAUCAGAUCGCAGCCUUGUGUGAGGGGCACGUCACGCUGCUCGGGAAGAAAGCCCUCGAUGCCCCAGUGCACAUGGCUGCGGUGCAGGGGGGGGCGCUAAUGGCCUGCGAUUUGAGCCCCCUUGAAGAGAGCGAUGACCUGGGCUGGCUGAGAAGCAUGCCAGGGGACGAUCCAGAGGGGGGAGAGGCCGCACGGGUGGCGCUGAAGAGCCAAAGAAGGAAGGGACUGCAGCGCUUGUUUGGGGGGAAGCAGCGGGUGUCAGAUUCUCGAACAGAUGUUAGCUCAGAUGAUUCUCGACAGGACCCUGUUGAGAUCAGAAAACUGCAGCGGUUGGUCGUGGGCACCCGUCGGAAGCUGCUUAUCUUUGGGGUGCCUACGGAGCGGGAUUCUGACCACCCGGUUGUUCUUUUGAGGGAAAUUGUAACCCCUGAACCGGCGCUGCGGCUAGCGUGGUACGGCCCCACUAUGAUUUUGGGCACACGGGGGGGGUACGUCCUGAUGGACUUGCGCAAAGGGGAGGGUGGCAAUCUCCUCUUCUCCCUGCCAAGCGACUCGUCACGCCCCCCGCUUCUGAAACCCCUGACGAAUGUCAACGGAGCCCCGGGCGAAUUGGUCCUGUUUGCCGACAACCUGGGCAUCGUCGUCAAUCCAGGGGGGCAGCCCACAGGCGCUUCGUACCUUCUCAAAGCCCCCCCGGAAACGGUGGGCCACACGGCCAAGUAUCUUCUGGCGGUUGCGGAGGGGCAGCUCGACGUUGUGCGCAGGAAAGGGGGGGUGAUUGUGCAGAACCUGGCAUUGGGGGGCAAGCGGGGGGCCGUUCUGGGGCCAAGUGUCGCGGCCGAUGAUUCAGGGGGCCGGUGCACGGUGGUUGCAUCAAACGCCAGGCUAUGGUGGGCACAGCCGACACCGUUGGAGGAGCAGGCCAAGGAACUGCUGAGGCAAAGGGAGAUAGACGAGGGCGUUGCCCUGAUUGAAGAGGCCGUUCCCGCUUCCUCCGACGCUUCCCUCCCCUCCCUCCUGGCCACCGUGCACGCUGAAGCGGGAUUCAUUCAAUUCAACGAGCUGCACUUCGAUUCGGCGAUAGACCACUUUCUGCGAUCCUCCACCUUCGAGGCCCCCGAAUUGUUCCCUUUCUUCCCGACCUACACCGCCAAAUGGCGCUCCAUCGUGCCUCGAAAGCGCUACUGGGGCCUGCACCCGCCUCCCCAGGCCAUCAAGAAAGUGGUCGACAACGGGCUUUUCCAGCGGCAGAACACCCUCGGCAGGCUGCAGAUCGGCCCCGACUCAGAGCCCACUACCGACCCGGCCGCACUCAUCAAGGACGCCAAGCGGAGCGUCACCCGGUACCUCGCAACGGUCCGUUCCAGGCGGCAGCCCAUUCCCACCCCCAGUGUGAAUGCGCCCCCGGCAGCAAGCGCGGCGAAGACCUCACGCCGAGGCGUCAGCAUGUUGACCCUCAAUGAGCGCGGCUCCCAAGGGGCGGGUGUGAAUGCGCCAUUCGGCGGUGUGAACGCGCUUGAGGCGCAGGGGGUGGACACGCUGCUGGUGCGCCUGUACGCUGACGUCGGCGAGGUCGCGGCGCUCGAGGCGCUCGCUCGGGAAGCACAUGCGUGCGUCCUGGACGAGGUCGAGGGGCCGCUGCGCGCGGCGGGCCGCUUCCACGCGCUCGCGCUGCUGCUCGAAACAGGGGGGCAGCUGAGCCGGGCCCUGAGUGUGUGGGAAGCUCUGGUUGAGGGGGGGGUCCAGGAAGCGGAGGCGCCUAUGGGGGCUGUAGCGGAGGAAAAAGGACGUGCCUCGGAAGAAAGCGCUCGGAAAGAGGGGCCCGGGGAGGUCGUUGAGACGGGGGAAAGCAGUGCAACGGCUGAAGCCCUCAGGGAAGAAGAGGCGGGCGGUUUAGAUGAGGAGGGCGACUUCGAAGGGCCGCGGCUGCUAGCGCAGGUCGCCUCCCUGAGCACUCGGGAGUUUGGCUCGUUCCGCUCGUCCUCGUUCCGGUCGACAGUCGGCAGCCCACGAGGAACGGAACCGAUGAGCCCACGGCGCUCUUCUAGUCUGUUCUCGAGCGGCCGGGGAACCGGAGUGCGGGGGAUCCCUCUGCGGAGUCGUUUGAGCGGGCAGGCGGCCGUGGGCGCGGAGAAUGCGGCAAGGGUUUUAAAGCGAACGUCGGAUAUGGGGCUGGUUCUGGAGCACGGACGGUGGCUCGUUCGGCUGGAUCCUGAGCUGGCGCUCGCCGCAUUCACGGCAGAAGAGCGGGGGGCGCCGCUGCCAGCAGACCAGGUGCUGGCGCUGCUGCGGCAGGAGGACGCGCGCAUCUGGAGGGCGUAUUUACACUGGGUCGUGGAGGAGCAGGGCACACAGGACAGCCGCCUCCACACCGAGCUCGCCAUCGCGCUCGCGCAGGCCGCGCUGGCAAAGAUGGCGGAGACAGGAACGGACGGAGCGGAGUCGAGCGAAACGGAAUGGGGCAGAGUCGAGGGGUCUGAAUCGGGAGUGGGUUUGGUAGACGAUUUCAGGGAGGGCUUAACUGAAGAUACGGGGGCCAGCGUCAGUGGGUCUCCAAUCGGCGGCGGUAGGAAGUUCAAAAACGACGAUACAGAGGGCAACCGGGGAACGGAGUCCGAAGCCCGGGCAAGGGACGUGUCUCUCGAGCAGCUCAGCGGAAAUGGUCGAGAGAAGAAGGUGACAUCAGCAGGGGCCCAGAAGACGGUGGUGUCUGGUCGAUCAGGGAGUGCAAAAGCGCGCGACGGCGUGGGGACGGUGUCGGACGUCCGGCGGCAGCUGCAGGCGUUUUUGGACGAGUCCGACAAUUACGAGAUCGGUGCCGUGCUGGAUAAGAUCCGGGGGUCGGAGCUGUGGCGGGAGCAGGUGAUACUGUACCGGCGGGGGGGUGACCACGUGGCAGCCCUGAAAGUGCUCGCGCUGAAGCUCGGAGAUGUGGAAGGUGCAGAGCAGUACUGCGCACAUCACGGGGGGCCUGACUCGUAUGCAAACCUCCUGGAGAUGUACCUGCACCCCGGCGACGGGCGGACACCGAUGCACGCGGCCGCGGUGCGCCUGCUGCAUUGCCACGGGGCCGCGCUGGACCCUCUAAAGGUUCUCGAGGCCCUCCCUCCGGACAUGCCACUGGCGGCGGCGGCGGAGACUAUUGCGCGGCUGCUCCGGGAGAGAGUGCACCGGCACCGUCAGGGACAGAUCGUGCACCACCUGACGCGCAAGGCCAAUUUCGACGCGCGACUUGCGCGCGUGCAGGAGCGGGUGCGGUGCGUGGAGCUGACCGACGAGCGCGCGUGCUGGGCGUGCCACGCGCGCAUCGGGACCAAGCUGUGCGCGCUCUACCCCAACAAUGUCCUCGUCUGCUACAAGUGUUUACGGAAGGCCGGGGAGCACGUGUGCCCUGUGACGGGCACCGACUUCAGGGUGAUGAACGAGGAGAGAUGA